AUGUCGGAGGUCAAGAGCAAGAAUUUGUACGAGCUUCUUGGCAAUGAUCAUGAGUAUGAUUCUGACAAGGAGCCCGAGCCUCCAACCAAGACAGUAGAUAAGCCUCAACCUCGAUCUGGCAAGCGCGAUGCGCCCACCGUAGAGAAGACUGAUAGCGCUCCUCGACGCGACGCCGGAGCAAGAACUGGAGGUUUCUCUGAAGACAACCGACGCUUUCGAGACCGUACCAAUGCUCGAAACAACCCCAACACAGUCAACGCGAACACCAACCGAGAUCACCCAGUCGAAAAUACUGAUGGAGUGGUAAGAGGUCGAGAUAGCGGACCAGGCACUCAACGAGGUGGUCGAGGUCCUCGUGGGCCAAGACGUGGUGGUGACAGACACGUAAAUCGAACUGGUCGAGGUGAUCAUGCUAAACAAAUGGCUCAUGGCUGGGGCGAGCAGACUGGAGAGGGUGAGCAAGAAGAUGAGAAGCAAGGUGAAGCUCUUGCUCAGGAGGACAAGAAAGACGAGAUCAAAGAAGACGCCGCUGUUCCAGAUGAGCCAAUCCCUGAACCCGAGCCUGAGCCAGAAGACACCAGCGUAUCCUAUGCCGACUACCUUGCUCAACAAGCUGCUAAGAAAAUGGGAGACCUCGGUCUCAAAGAAGCUCGUGCUCCAAACGAAGGUUCCAAGGAGAACAAGAAGUGGAAGAACGCUACUGCUCUGGACAAGGCCAAGGAGGAAGAUACCUACUUCAUUGGUGAGGCUAAGGCCAAGCGAGAACGUGAACGAGCCUCAAAGAAACAAUUACUUGACAUCGAUUAUUCUUUCAAGGAGCCCCCACGAGAGAGCCGAGGUGGACGAGGAGCUGGCCGUGGUGGUCGAGGUCGUGGUGAGGGUCGUGGCGAGGGUCGUGGUGAAGGCCGAGGUGAAGGUCGAGGUCGAGGUGGUCGAGAUGGCGACUACCGACCCCGGGGUGGUGAUCGAGGAGACAGAGGUGCUGGUCGUGGAGGCCGUGGCCGGUCCGAACCGGUCGCUGUCAACGAUGCUUCUGCGUUUCCUGCUCUCGGCGGAAACUAA
This is a messenger RNA of Lithohypha guttulata, 1062 nucleotides long. RefSeq lists its product as uncharacterized. The transcript has 5 exons. Gene Ontology annotation, molecular function: RNA binding. The coding region runs from base 1 to 1062 and encodes 353 amino acids. Gene Ontology annotation, cellular component: nucleus; cytoplasm. The record is from RefSeq and is a predicted model, not a curated record. NCBI's taxonomy places the organism in Eukaryota, Fungi, Ascomycota, Eurotiomycetes, Chaetothyriales, Trichomeriaceae.